Molecule: messenger RNA, 657 nt
Organism: Neospora caninum
Lineage: Eukaryota; Apicomplexa; Conoidasida; Eucoccidiorida; Sarcocystidae
Exons: 2
Coding region: 1-657 (218 amino acids)
Source: RefSeq, a predicted model, not a curated record
AUGGGGCAAGAGUCGCCAGGAAGCGAACGCGACGGAAAGGGAAAAUGGCGCACAGAGCUCGACGAAAGAGAGAAGAGAAGAGAAGACGAAUGGGCCAGCCGAGAGGAAGAGAGCGGAAGCGAAGCAGGGAGAGGAAAUGAAGAAUAUGACGAAGAAGAAGAAGAGGAUGCCGAAACGCCUGUCGGAGCAGAGAAAGCAGAUGGCGAGGCGGACCAAGAGGAAGAAGAGGAAGAAGAAGGGGCUGAGGCGGGUGUGAACUUGAACAGCGAGGCGGCAGAAGGCAAGGAGGGGGAAGCUGAAGAGGACGAGGAUGAAGAAGCGGAUGAAGAAGAAGAUGAGGAAGAGGAAGAAGAUGAGGAAGAGGAAGAAGAUGAGGAAGAGGAAGAAGAAGCGGAUGAAGAAGAGGAAGAGGAUGAAGAAGAGAAAGAGGAUGAAGAAGCGGAUGAAGAAGAAGUGGAUGAAGAAGCAGAGGAGGAAGAAGAGAAAGAAGAAGCGGACGAAGAAGAGGAAGAGGAUGAACAAGAGAAAGAGGAUGAAGAAGAAGAGGAUGAAGAAGAAGAGGAUGAAAAAGAGGAGGCGGAUGGAGGAGAGGACGCGGAAGAAGAUGAAGAAGACGGUGGAAAUGAUGAUGGAGAAGAAGCAGAUGAGAGAGUUUGA